Molecule: messenger RNA, 473 nt
Organism: Zea mays
Lineage: Eukaryota; Viridiplantae; Streptophyta; Magnoliopsida; Poales; Poaceae
Product: protein HEAT INTOLERANT 4
Exons: 7
Coding region: 18-473 (151 amino acids)
Biological process (GO): regulation of cellular response to heat
Source: RefSeq, a predicted model, not a curated record
UUUUGAGUUUUUGACUAAUGAUUUGUUGCUAUGUUCAGGAGGAUCUAUGGUUAUCUUCUUUUCCUGUCGGUACUGAGUGGGAAAACAUUGAUAAGAUAAAGGAGUUCAACUGGAGCUUUGAAAAUUUAGAGAAAGCCUUAGAAGAAGGGGGCGAGCUUCAUGGUAAAACAGUUUAUCUGUUUGGAAGCACUGAGCCCCAACUAUUGGAUGUUAAUGGCGAAUCAAAGAUAGUGCUUAUUCCAAUUGUAGUUGCUGUAGACUGCCCUUUCCCUCCAUCAGACAAAAUUGGCAUAAACUCUGUCCAAAGGGAAAAUGAGGAAAUAGUGCCAAUGAAGGCGAUGAAGAUGGCAUGGGUGCCUUAUGUUCCCCUUGAGGACCGGCUUAGCAGGAUUGACAGUUUGAAAACAAAAAUAUUCACUCUCGGAUGCACGCAGCGGAGGUCUGCACUGAAGCAUCUCAAACACACGUGGUAA